Messenger RNA from Brassica oleracea var. oleracea, 2014 nucleotides. RefSeq names its product protein IQ-DOMAIN 31-like. The record is from RefSeq and is a predicted model, not a curated record. The coding region runs from base 183 to 1865 and encodes 560 amino acids. Lineage: Eukaryota; Viridiplantae; Streptophyta; Magnoliopsida; Brassicales; Brassicaceae. The transcript is spliced from 8 exons. Gene Ontology annotation, molecular function: protein binding.
AAAUUAACCACCACCAAAGAAAGUCUCAUCGAUGCUCCUUAAGUAUCUAGUGAUAUAGCAGCACCGCUAUCUAAUACUGUCACCCAACCAUUCAGGCAUUCUACGGUAGUGGAUUUGAGAUCUGGUUCACUUAUCUGCAAGGACAAAUGCAGGUGGUGUUUUGAGUUUUGGUUGUUGACAUCAUGGGGAAGCCUGCAAGAUGGUUAAAAAGUGUGCUACUUGGAAAGAAACAAUCCAAGUCUAGUGGUUCUAAAGACAAGGAGAGAGUUGUGAAUGGAAAAGAGGUAGUGGUGAUAUCAAAGAUUGAAGAAUCCGAUGUGGUUUCAGAUCUUCCAUCCUUUGGAAACGCAACAGUUCAUACCAGUGGUGUGGGAGAUACGCAGCCUACAGAACACGAAGCGGUUUCAGAUGAUGAGAUACAACUUCCUGAGGUCCAAGUCCAACCAACAGAUUCUCCAAACGCUGCUUCUGUUGUACCUGAUGACUCGUUAUCCGAAUCAGACAAAAUUAUGCAAGAGAUUGCAGCAACAACUGUCCAGGCUGCCUUUAGAGGCUACUUGGCUCGGCGUGCUUUCUGGGCGUUAAAAGGUAUAAUAAGGCUGCAAGCACUUAUCCGAGGUCACAUGGUUAGAAGGCAAGCUGUUGCGACUCUCUGCUGUGUAAUGGGAAUUGUCAGAUUGCAAGCACUUGCUCGAGGAAGAGAGAUCAGACAUUCUGACAUUGGAGUUGAAGUUCAGAGGAAAUGCCCGUUGAAUCAUCAGCAUUUGGAGAAUAAACUCCCUGAAGACUCUGUUGUUGAUACACAUACUUACCUGGGAAUCAAGAAGCUAACUGCAAAUGCGUUUGCUCAGAAGCUUCUAGCUUCCUCUCCAAACGUGAUGCCUGUGCACUUGGAAAAUGAUUCGUCCAACACAAUCUGGUUAGAGAACUGGUCAGCGUCUUGCUUCUGGAAACCAAUUCCUCAACCUAAGAAAACUUCAGUCAAGAAAACUCAGAAGAAGUUUGCCAGUAACUCUCAGAAGAGUGUUCGCAAAGUCCCUACUUCAAAUGUUGAACAUCCCUCGGUUGCACAGACAUCAUUUGAGCUUGAGAAACCGAAACGCAGCAGCUUCCGCAAAUUUUCAACAAGCCAAUCUGCAGAACUACCACCACCACCACCAGAGACUCCUCAAGUUGAUCUAGAGAAAGUGAAACGUGGGUUGAGGAAAGUGCAUAAUCCUGUAGUUGAGAGCUCUAUCCAACCUCAAGGAGUUACACAGAAGGAGAUUGAGAAGCCAUCUCCAGCUUUAGAAGAACCUGUGAAUAAUGCCUUUGAUGUGGAGAGAACAGAUGAAAUGUCUCAGCCUGAGGAGUUGAAACACAUUCAUGAACCAUUGGUAACCAAUGAAACACUUGACUCCACAUUGGUCAGCCAAAUCGAAGAAAAUGUGAUGGUUGAGGAAAAGGAGGAUGUGAAAGAAGAGAGAACUCCCAAACAAAACAACAAGGAGAAUCCAGCUAGGAAGGAGCAUAAAAGAUCAGGGAAGAAGGAUUCUCCGGUUACUACUACUGCUACUACUCCAACCACUGAGUGUCAAGAGAGUAGUAAUGUGAAUCAGAACAGUAGCCCGGGCCUACCAAGCUAUAUGCAAGCGACUAAAUCUGCAAAAGCAAAGUUGAGGUUACAAGGCUCUUCUUCCCCUAAGCAACAAGUGACUGAGAAAGCCACUAGACGUUACUCGCUACCAUCUUCAGGUAACAACGCAAGAGUCACUUCUGAUUCUCCUAAGACAACAAGAGUCUCAAACUCUAUUGGCAAAACUGGGAAGAAGACCGAGAAACCUCUUCUCAACGGGAAGAUAACUCCGGUAGAGUGGAAAAGAUGAUUGAAUGAUUAUGUGGUGAAAGAAAAGAAGGCCAUUAUUGAUCACUCUACAAUAUUUCACCAUUUAUCUUUAUAGUUAGUGUUUGUGGGUUGUAUUGAGAAUGUACAUCAUAUGUUUGUUUCUGUGGGAGUUUCAGUUUCUGUUUUCAU